CAUGGUUGCGUGCCUCUCACAAACUGCACUGCAACUCUUGCCCACAGGAUGUCUCUAGUAUCUGCAGGAGGUCGUUGAUCAGCUUGCACCCGUCGAUAGGGGGAACUCCCGCACACGCGUCUCUUCUCAGUGUUCUUGUGAUCUGUUUGUCCACGCUUCGUUCGCUUGUCCGUUGGUAGUUUGUCUACAUCUCAAGCACAUGUAUUUCAUAGUAACCCAACCCGUCAUCACUUAAUCUACGGAACCCUUGGCAGACAUAGCCUAGUUGCGUAUCUGGUCGAUCCUGGUUCUCCUCGGCCAUCAGUUCUGGCAGCAGCAUCGGGCCUCAUCUGACGAUCGUCCCACAUGGCGUCAUCGUGGCCGUCCGUUCCGCCUUGCGCGCCCACCAGUCGCCUGAGCUCGUGCAUGUCGGGCUCGUUGCCGCAGCGCCUGUGGGACCGGAGCGAGGGAGGGAUGGACGAGCUACGCGCCCUCAGCAUCAGGAACAACCCCCCGAGCAUCGUGUUCGACAACGUGUCGGACGAGCGGUCGACGCUGGUGAAGGUGGGAAGCGCGAGCCGGCACGGGUGUCUGCUGGAGGUGGUGCAGCUGCUGUCGGACCUCAACCUCCUCAUCUCCAAGGCCUUCAUCUCCUCCGACGCCGCCUGGUUCGUCGACGUGUUCCACGUGCGCGACUCAGCGGGCGAGAAGCUGCGAGACAGGCGCCUCAUGGCGUACAUCCAGCGGGCGCUGGGAGCGCCGUCGUUCGAAGAGGUUGCGCCAUCCGCGGCGUCCUCGCCGUCUCUCCGCGCUGACGCUUCCGCCCGCCCUCCUGCCCCGCACUUGCCUGCACCUCCCCACCACGCGCACUCCGCGUAUGCCACCCCCACGCGCUCUAUAUCCGCCAACCAAACCCUGAGCGCCGUCCCCCUCGUCCCAGGGACCCUCUCGUCCUUCGCCGCUUCAGCUGCUUCUGCUUCCACCGCUGCCGCCACAGCUGCCGCUGCAGCCGGCGCCGGUGCGAGCCCUGGUGCGGGCGAGGGAGCAGCGCCGCCCGCCGCUUGCUGCCUGGCGUCGUCGGCGCACACGACGAUCGAGAUCACGGGCGGGGACAGGCCUGGCAUCCUGGCGAACGUGGCGGCUGUGCUGGCGGCGGCGCAGUGCAACGUGGUUGGCGCGGAGGUGUGGACGCACAACGGCAGGGUGGCGUGCGUGGUGUGCGUGACGGACAACACGGCGGGGGGCGGCAGGAUCAAGGACCCGCUCAGACUGCAGCGGAUCAGGGCAGAGCUCGCCGCCAUCGUACGGCCUGCUGCGGCCGCCGCUGCCUCUCCGUCCGCUGUCUGCCACGCGGCUGGCACUGCGCCAAGUGCGCCUGCUACUGCGUGCCUACUUCCGCCACAAGUCCCCCCCCCAUGCCCUCAUGCCCCCGCCUCUGCCUCGCCCACCUCAUCCCUGAGCCCAGGCCUCUCACCCCCUCUGCUCCCUCCUCGCCCACCCACCGCCAUCCCGCCAUACGUGCACUCACAGAUCAUCCCCGCCGCUCCUCCCAAUUCCCUUUAUUCUGCCGCUCCUGCCGCCACCGGGACUUUGCUGUUAGGGGCGGAGGUUGCCGUGCAGGGCGGUAGAGGCUCUGCUGGAGUAGAGACAGGGCGGCAGGCGGAAAGGCCAGUAGCAGCAGCUGCAGCAGCUGUAGCAGCUGUAGCAAAGGAACAGAUGGCAGAGCAGGCGGCAGAGCAACGUGCCCUGCAGGCAGCGAUGCAGAUGCAACGACUGGGCGGGGUGCAGACGCCAUCAUCAGCAACAGCAGCGGGGGGAGGCGUGUGGACGGACGUGGAGUGGGAUUCGGUGGCGUGGCGAGGGGACAUGCGCGAGCGGGGGAGGGCGGAGCGAGGAGGGGGCGGCUUGGAGAGCACGUCGCUGCCCGUGACCAUGGCGCACGCGGAGCGGCGGCUGCACCAGCUGCUGUUCGCGGACAGGGACUAUGAGGACACCACUCCCCCGCCGCCCAUGCCGGCCGCCGCUGCCCCCACCGCGCCCGCUCCUCUGCUGCCUGCUGCUGCCAUGGCGUCGGGUGGGGGGCCGCGCAGUGGCUUAUGUGACGCUGGGGUGGUGGAGAGUAGCGAGAUGGACAGGCGGGGCGGCGAGCAGGGGGUGACAUGGUCGCAGCGGGUGCAGCCCGUGCAGAUGACUCGGCAGGCGCUCAUGCCCCGGCAUGCUCCCCUACCGUCGCCUCACUCCUUUGCCCAACCUGCCCUCUCAUCCUCACCGCUUUUCCCUCCAGCCGCCGCCGCAGCAGCUGUUGCCGUGCCUUCCUCUCUCCCCCCCGCCGUCCCCACUGCUGCAGCCGUCCCGUCCAUGCCUCCCCACCCUAGCAGGCCUGCAGGCGGGCCCGGGAUGGCCAUCACUGCGCCCAUGGGCUGGGCGGCCUCAGGACUUCCCUCUCAGGUGGUUUCAACAGAGCCAGGUGCUGAACAACGUGCAAGUGGUCUGGGGCGGCAGGGGUGUGUGGGAGCAGCAGGUGCCGGCAGUGGUGGUGCGUGGGUGGGUGGGCGACUGAUGGGGUCUCGAGCCCCGGCGACAGGAGGGGUGGUGGGCAGGAGAGGGAGGAGAGGCGGGGCAAUUGCAAGCACCGGUUCGACCACUCCGGGUUUCUGCAGUACUGUAAGCGGCAGUGGCGGUGGUGGGAAUGAUGGUGGUGGGAGUGGCGUGCGGGUGAGUGUGCGCAACAGUGUGGAGCGGCAGUACUCGGUGGUGCGCGUGCGCUGCCACGACCGGCCGAAGCUGCUGUUCGACACGGUGUGCACGCUCACAGACAUGGGGUACAUGGUGCACCACGGCGCCAUCAGCUCGCACAAGGGAUGGGCCAUGCAGGAGUACUACAUACGGCAGAUGGACGGUGGCACUCUGGAGUCAGAGGCGGAGAGGCAGCGAGUCAUCAAGUGUGUGGAGGCAGCAAUCGAGCGCCGCACACCCAAGGGAGUGCAUCUGGAGGUGUGUGUGGGCGACCGGGCGGGUCUGCUAUCAGACGUGACACGGGUGCUGCUGAGCGAGCAGCUGUCGGUGGCGGCGGCCAACGUGAGCACGCGCGGCGCCACGGCUGUGGACCACUUCAUCGUCACGCACCCCUCCGGCCGCCCCGUGGACGUGCCGCGCGUGCUGGCAGCGGUGCGGCGCCACAUGGGGCCACAGGCACAGGUCACAGUCACAGGCGUCGCCGCUGGGGACGAGGGGGAAGAGGGGGCAGGGGAGGUGGUGGGGAGUGGAGGCAGUGUGAGUGGGGCAGCGGCUGGCUCAGGUGGUUCAGGCGGGCAGCGCCAUGCGCCGGGCAUGCCUCGCAGUCGCAGCUGUGGGUGGCAGCCCAGCUGGGGGGGCAAGGGGGCAGCCGGAGGGACGGGGGCUGGCAGCAGCAGCAGGUUGGGUCCGAGGGAUAGGCAAUUGGGAGGAAACGAGGGGGAGGAGUCUGGGGAGGACGAGUUUGGGCUGGCGGACGAAGAUGAGGAUGAGGGGUGGGGUGUGGGCGGGGCUAUGUUUGGCAGUGGAGAGGGGGGUGAUGAGGGUGAAGCGGAUGAGGAGGGGGGGGAGUCAUCGUCCAUCCUGGGUGCUGUGUGGAGGCAGUCGGAGUGGCUACUCUCGUCACUGGGCUUUGGAACAAAGGCUCAUGUCUGACCCAGUAGAUGGUGUGUGGAGCAUGUACGCUCGUCUCUCUUUGCUGGACUCGUUCACUGACAGUAGCUCAACAGCUCGUUUCUUUGGGUUCUGCAACUUUCGAAGCAGUGGGGGGGGGGGGGGGGGGUGUGGGGGGGGUAGGAAAAUCUCUUGCAUUUUGGCGUCAUUGCGGCCUUGGUCUGUAGACGCUGGCCAUGCCAGCACAUGGCCCAAGGCUGUCGGUGGUGGUGUGUGCUUCCUCUGUACAUAUUAUACAUAGUCUGUGUGCCACAUCACCACCAGCCAGCGGACCUUGCUGCGGUAGAAUGUAACUGAACUGAUUCCCGAUAGCUGAGUAGCAUUUUAUGGGACCUUACAAGGCUAGCUGUAACCACCUUGGCUGUUAGGACUUGCUCAUGUUACAAGUCUACCGCAAUUGUUUCCCAAGCACAAGG
Molecule: messenger RNA, 4082 nt
Organism: Closterium sp. NIES-67
Lineage: Eukaryota; Viridiplantae; Streptophyta; Zygnematophyceae; Desmidiales; Closteriaceae
Source: the annotation of a GenBank genome assembly